This is a messenger RNA of Anarrhichthys ocellatus (wolf-eel), 4388 nucleotides long. RefSeq names its product protein phosphatase 1, regulatory subunit 10 (gene ppp1r10). The record is from RefSeq and is a predicted model, not a curated record. NCBI's taxonomy places the organism in Eukaryota, Metazoa, Chordata, Actinopteri, Perciformes, Anarhichadidae. Gene Ontology annotation, cellular component: PTW/PP1 phosphatase complex; nucleus; chromatin. The transcript has 18 exons. Gene Ontology annotation, molecular function: protein phosphatase 1 binding; metal ion binding. Bases 458 to 2932 code for a protein of 824 amino acids.
UCAAAGGUAAGUGAAGUCAGAAAGACAGCGAGGCUUAUUUUCAACAUUUUGUUGGUCUAAAAUGCGAAAUUCCUACUUAUGGUUUUCAAGAACCAACAAAUGACUUUGAUAUAACGGUAGACGACGGAAUUGAUCAGACUCUAAAUUAAAAUGUGUGUUUUUUGUGUGUUUUGCAGGUAUGAAUUCGCUUUGCCGAAGACUGACCCGUCGAGGACUUUGAACAACUCUACUCAAAUUCAUAUUUUUUUCUUCAAGUAAUGGACAUUUGAUUACUAUUUUUGCCUCCAGUUUGUUCCUGAAGGAAAGGCUAGCUUUCAGCCCCACCCAUAAGAAGUAUUUCAGUUGAUAUUAAAACCAUGAAGGUUGACGAUAUAAAAUAGAUGAAAUAAGAGAUAUAAGUGCCUGAAAAGCACACUCUAAUACACCCGAGACGCUGAGGAUCUAUAGUGUCAAUAAUAUGGCAGGAGGACCGGUGGACCCCAGAGAGAUUCUGAAGGGUGUGGAGGCUCUGCUGGGGAAAGAUGGAGAGCUGCGCAGCCUGGAGGGAGUCCCAAAGGUGUUCAGCCUGAUGAAAGCUUCUACCAAGAUGGUCAGUAGAUGUAUGUACCUGAGCAUCCUGCUGCAGACCAAAUCCCAUGAUGUUCUCAACAGGUUUAUCAGAGUUGGUGGCUACAGGAUGCUCAACUCCUGGCUCACCUACUCCAAAACCACCAACAACAGCCCCCUAUUGCAGCUCAUCCUGCUCACACUGCAGAAGCUGCCUCUCAAAGUGGACCACCUCAAACAGAACAACACAGCCAAGCUGGUGAAGCAGCUGAGCAAGAGUGCAGACACCGAAGAGCUGAGGAAGUUGGCGUCUGUGCUGGUAGAAGGCUGGAUGGCUACAAUCCGCUCCCAGAGUGUGUCGAGCAGCGGCAGCUCUCCUGCUGAUAAGAAAAAGAAGAAAGAGGAGGGCAAGGUUCCGGUGCGGGACGUGAAGGAGAAGAGUGUGGAUGAGGAGAAGAAGAAGGAGAAACCUAAAGCUCAUGCACCCAGCCACGCAAAGAUUCGCUCCAUAGGAUUGGAGAUGGACACUCCCAGCGUGGCCCCUGCUAAGAAGACUCCCACCGCCCCACAGCUGGGCGACAAGUACAACAUCAAGCCUCCAGUCCUCAAGAGGCCAAGCUCUGGUCCAUCAGAUGUGCCACCUCUGGAGAAAAAGUACAAACCUCUGAACACCCCCUCUAACUCUGCCAAAGAGAUCAAAGUCAAGAUCAUUCCAGCACAACCGAUGGAGUGCACAGGGUUCCUGGAUGCUCUGAACUCUGCUCCAGUGCCCGGGAUCAAGAUCAAGAAGAAGAAAGCCAGUGCUUGUACUCCCCCUAACACCAAGGCUGUCUCCCCCACGUCUAACAAGGGGAGUCCAUUUGACAGCAAACCCUCUGCGUAUUCUUCCUCUCCUGCUAAACCGUCAUCUCCAGAAACAGCUGCUUCCAUCACUCCUGCUGAUGAAAACCUGGAGCCCGAGCGGCCUGGGACCCCCGUUCCCUCUGAGGAGACUGAGGUCUCGGACAACGGUGAGAAGCCUAAUGCUCUGGCAGAACCACGAGGAGAAGAAGAGAGCUUGACCAAGAAAGGCAAGAAGAAGAAGACAGUUCACUGGGCAGAGGAGGAGCAGCUCAAACACUACUUCUACUUUGAUCUGGAUGAGACAGAGAGAGUCAACGUCAACAAGAUCAAGGACUUCGGUGAGGCCGCUAAACGAGAGCUGAUGAUGGACAGGCAGACGUUUGAGAUGGCCCGACGGAGCUCCCAUGACACCAUGGAAGAGAGGGUCCCCUGGACCCCCCCGAGGCCCCUGACACUGACCGGCAGCCUGGUCAUCCCCGGGGCCAACAGCACAGAGAAACUCACCCAGAGAGACCGUGAGAUGGGCAUCCUGCAGGAGAUCUUCCUCAGCAAAGAGAGUGUGCCCGAUAGUCCACAUGAACCAGACCCGGAGCCGUAUGAACCCAUGCCCCCCCGUCUCAUCCCUCUGGAUGAGGACUCCACCAGCAUGGAGGACGGCUACGUGGAGCCCAUGGACACGAUGUCACAGCAGGGCUCUGCCAUGGCCCAGACCGAGAGCUCCAAGCUGCCCCCCGUCCUGGCCAACCUCAUGGGCAACCUGAGCAACAGCUCUCGCAGCCCGCAGGCCACACCCACAGUCACCAACCCUGUGGCUCCCACUGUCAACGUACAGGAGCUGCUCUCAUCCAUCAUGGGUGCUUCUGGUAACCAGUCUACUGAAGACUUGAUCAAGCAGCCUAACUUCUCAGACAAGAUCAAACAACUACUGGGCUCUCUGCAGCAGACCCAGAACCAGAACCAGGGUGGACCUCCACCAGUCAACCCGGGUUUGCUUGGCCACGGUCCAGGCAUGAACAAUAUGAACAACAUGAACAUGCACAUGCAGAUGCCCAUGAAUGGCGGCUACCCACCCAACAACCCGCCCGGUGGUCCUCGCUUCAACCACCCUCCACCCCCUCACAACCACGGCCCACCUUUCAACAGUGGCGGAGGCCCGCGCAUGAUGGGGCCGCCGCCGGGCCAGGGCCGAGGAGACAAUGGCAACUACUGGGGAGAUGACUCCAUGAGAGGAGGGCCUCACAGAGGGGGCCACUUCCACCGAGGAGGACGAGGCCGAGGAGGAGGAGGAGGAGGAGGCGGAGGAGGAGGAGGAGGAGGAGGAGAGCCAGGCUUCAGGGGCAGAGGACGAGGGGGGCCCAGAGGAGGACACAACAACAUGAAUGACAUGUCCAAGAGGCCCGUGUGUCGUCACUUCAUGAUGAAGGGAAGCUGCCGGUAUGAGAGUAACUGUGCUUUCUACCAUCCGGGUGUAAACGGACCCCCGCUGCCCCCCAACCACCCCGCUAACAACCAACACAACCAGCACCCACAGCACGGACACUAGUGGCACUGCUGCCGAGCAGAACACCUCAGAGCUGUGCUCUCAUGUUGCACUGUUAGAGACCGGCCUGAAGCAGCCAGAUGUGCUCACCUGAGAGGAGAUAAAGGCUGGGACGCGAUCACUGAUGCCACUGUGUGUUUUUAUUGGGAUCAUUUUAAACAGUGACACUGAACCACUAUGUCUGAGCUGCUGCAGCUAGCUGCUGUCUCAUCCGUCUCUUUCCACUCCAUUAACACGGUCGACCAAACGGACGUCUCCUACUCAGCAGACAGCUUUCCACACCACUGAAUUCCUUCUGAUUGUGGCUGUUGUCCUGUGUACAUGUCUCAUAUUCCCUUUAGUUGGGCUCCUUCAGGAGCGUCAGAAAAGUGACACAAACAUUGAGGAAGCACUUUAUGAAGCAAAAUGCCAACACGGCCAUGAUUUGUUUAAGGUGCAUGGUGUUCAGACGUUGGGUUCUUCCAGCAGCUGCUAUUGAAUGUGAGGAGCUGAUGAAGAAGCCACAGCCGUGUGUCUUACCAUAUGUAAGCUUUCCCUCUGUGCAUCCUAGUGAGUAGCUCAGACUGUGUGGCAUGACAAUCAUUAGCUUCAAACAUGGCGUGGUGCUGUCCCAGUCCAGAGCUGCUGUGUCUUCUGUAGUUCGUCUGAACCCAGAGGAGACACGGGGGGGGGGGGGGUCAGCCAUAUGACUGUUUUCUGUGAAAACGAUGACCGUUGUGUCUCUUGUGGGACUGUGAGAAUGUAUUGGUUGUUGUUUUUUAUUUUAUUUUCAUGCGAUCAUCAGAAUGUUGGCCCUUUUUUAAGAUGGGUUAAUUUUUUGUCAGUAUGAAAUGUGUGUAUGAAUACAGAAUACACAUUCAUACACAGUCAUAUUUUCCGUUUUUUUGUACACAGUGUAUCGAAUAAAUGUCCAAAUAUAAAUGCGCUUAAGUGUUUAAUUUGAAAGUGGGACGUUGCUAUGUGUACACACACACACACACACACACACUAGUCGGAGCCUCCCCAGGAGGAGAGCUCAGAAGCUGAUCUCUGCGUUCAUCCUGUGGGGAAACUGAAUGUGCUCAAGAGGGUUUGUCCAUUUGAUUUGUUCUGUGAGAAUCUUGGUCCGAUGAUGGCGAUAGAAUGAGUAGAAUUCAUUCCUUGUGUACUAUAAAUGCUUAUAUAGACAGACUGAAUGACCCCCCCCCCCAGGCUGACACAUCUCAUGUUAGCAUUUGCUCUGAACCCCUCAGGUGUACUGUGCGAUUAUCAUUCUAACAUGAAGUCAAAUGAGAAGUGCUGUAAAGGUGCCCUGUCAGAUCAUGUUGCAGGUCAUUUAGACUCUUCCUCCCUGAAAUGGCGGUAACUGUGUCUUGUUUAAUGUACAACACGUCUCUCGCCAUGCCGGCGUCACGCUCCUGAGGAAGUCUGUCCAUCUGUAAACCCAGACUGAAAUAUACCAACGAUUCAAUGAACUGUC